UAAAUGCAAUGAAGUGAGAAAUGGAAAGUUACAAAUGGACACCCGAAAAAUAAAACUUUUGUCCAAUAAGUGUUGGUGUUAGGUGAUUCAACCAACUUGGCAUUUAUGAGACCAUCACCCACCAUAAAAAUCCAUGUUCCACAGACUGUGUGUCUAACAUAUGCUACUAGUAGACACUGUUGUAGAAAAUAACAACAACAAAAAUCAACACAUCGAUCCUAGAAUGAACAAUAUUGGCAUGGAAGUUGAAGAGACAGUAAGAGAGUUGAGACAAUACUUCAAAACAGGAAAAACAAAAAGUGUUGCAUGGAGGAAAAACCAGCUCCAAGCUUUACUUAACCUUGUCCAUGAAAAUGAAGAUGCUAUAUCUAAAGCUCUUUACCAAGAUCUUGGAAAGCACCCUGUUGAAGCUUACCGCGACGAGAUUGGAGGGGUGGAAAAAUCAGCACAAAGCUCCUUGAACAGUGUUGAAAAAUGGAUGGCUCCUAAAAAGAGCAGCAUGCCUCUUCUUUUCUUCCCUGCAAAAGGAGAGUUGUUGCCGGAACCACUUGGUGUGGUUCUUAUUUUUUCAUCUUGGAACUUUCCGAUCGUGUUGGCAUUGGAUCCAAUAAUUGGGGCAAUAUCUGCUGGAAAUGUUGUUCUGAUUAAACCAUCAGAGCAAGCUCCAGCAUGCUCUUCUUUUCUUGCAAAUACUCUUCCUCGCUACUUGGACAGUAACGCCGUCAAGGUCGUUGAGGGUGGAGGAGAUGUCUGUGAAAAGCUUCUGCUACAUAAAUUUGACAAAAUAUUCUUCACUGGAAGUCCACGAGUGGCAAGCAUAGUUAUGACUUCUGCUGCAAGAAAUUUAACUCCGGUGACUCUAGAGCUAGGUGGAAAAUGUCCUGCUAUAUUUGAUCACCUUUCCAAUCCUUCAGAUUUUAAGAUGGCAGUAAAAAGAAUAGUAGGAGCAAAGUGGGGAAUCUGUAGUGGACAAGCAUGUAUAGGAAUCGAUUAUGUGCUUGUUGAGGAGAAGUACUCGUCUGAAUUGAUAGAACUAUUGAAGAAGUUUGUGAGAAGAUUUUAUGGUGAUAACAUGGUAGAGUCAAAGGUACUCUCAAGAAUAGUAAACAAACAGCAUUUUCAGAGAUUGUGCAAUCUUCUUAAAGACCCUCUUGUUGCUGCUUCAAUAGUUCAUGGUGGUUCAGUUGAUGAAGCAAACCUGUUUAUUGAGCCAACAAUCUUGUUAGAUCCACCACUAGAUGCUGAAAUCAUGACAGAAGAAAUCUUUGGUCCAUUUCUUCCAGUGAUCACAGUGAAUAAAAUUCAGGAAAGUAUUGAAUUUAUAAACUCAAAACCAAAACCUCUUGCCAUUUAUGCAUUCACCAAAGAUGAAACUUUCAAGAGAAAGAUUGUAUCAGAAACAUCCUCAGGAAGUGUCAUAUUUAAUGACACACUGGUUCAAUUUUUAUGUGAUACACUACCAUUUGGAGGUGUUGGACAGAGUGGUAUUGGUAGGUACCAUGGGAAAUUCUCCUUUGACACAUUCAGCCAUGAAAAAGCUGUAAUGCAUAGAUACCUUUGCCUUGAAAUUGAGCCAAGGUAUCCUCCAUGGAAUAAAUUUAAGCUAGAAUUUAUCAGACUGGCAUACAGGUUCAACUACUUUGGACUAGCACUACACAUGUUGGGCUUGAGAAAACAGAACUAGAACAAUUCUUCAAUCACAAUGCUUCUCUAUCUCAAAUAUAUGUUGAAAAGCUUCAAGUAGUAGCUUCAGAGCUACCACCGUGUGCUUAGACGUCUUUUACCGCAAUUCCAAACAUGCUAUCAUUUUAUUUGCUUAAGUUACAAAUAUCUACCUGUGAUUGAUUAUUCUUUUAACCAUAGUUAUGGUGGAUUAUGUUAA
Molecule: messenger RNA, 1882 nt
Organism: Lathyrus oleraceus (garden pea)
Lineage: Eukaryota; Viridiplantae; Streptophyta; Magnoliopsida; Fabales; Fabaceae
Product: aldehyde dehydrogenase family 3 member F1
Exons: 10
Coding region: 161-1684 (507 amino acids)
Biological process (GO): aldehyde metabolic process
Cellular component (GO): cytoplasm
Molecular function (GO): aldehyde dehydrogenase (NAD+) activity
Source: RefSeq, a predicted model, not a curated record